AGGAGGCUUUUGAUAGUGCAGUGUGAUUCCUACCAGCUGUUUCCCGCCUUGAAAGACAUUCGAUCAGCUGCAACUACACACAUACACACGUACAUGCAGAAGGAAAGAGAGAGAGAUUGAGAGCGCCACACAACGAGGGAAUCCUAUCAGCUGGAAGUAACUGGAGUAACAUUACAACUCCGAGCGCUCUGCUACUACAUAAGGAAUUUUCCGAAUUAUGAAAUUAUUCUAGAUUUAUGAGCAAGGGAAUUUGCACCUGAAACUGGAACAGAUUUAGUUGGCUAAUUCAUUUUAACCGGGAAUUGGGGGACACACAACUGGAGAGGAAAGCAUGGAGUAUUUCAUGGUACCAGCACAGAAGGUGCCCUCCUUGCAACAUUUUAGGAAAACGGAUAAAGAAGUGAUUGGGGGUCUUUGCAGCCUGGCGAACAUUCCCCUGACCCCUGAGACUGCGCGCGACCAGGAGCGGCGGAUCCGUCGGGAGAUCGCCAACAGCAACGAGCGGCGGCGCAUGCAGAGCAUCAACUCCGGCUUCCAAUCGCUCAAGACGCUCAUCCCCCACAGCGACGGAGAGAAACUCAGCAAGGUGGGUCCGAGGGAGGAAAGGAAGGGAGAGAAACUCAGCAAGGCGGCCAUCUUGCAGCAGACAGCAGAGUACAUCUUUGCUCUGGAGCAGGAGAAGACACGGCUACUGCAGCAGAACAGCCAGCUCAAACGCUUCAUUCAGGAGUUCAGCGGCUCCUCCCCAAAGAGGAGGCGCGGGGCGGAGGAGAAGGAUGAAGGGAUCGGUUCCCCAGACAUUCUGGAGGAGGAGAAGACGGAGGACCUGCGGAGGGAGAUGAUGGAGCUGAGACAGCAGCUGGACAAGGAGCGCUCUGUCCGCAUGAUGCUGGAGGAGCAUUUGAGACAGGAGGAGGUCUGCUGUGUUGUGGUUGGUGGUACUCAGCCUGAACAUGUGGUAGGAACUCACUCCAAGCAGCAGGAGAGAGCCAGCACCACAGCUCACAGCCCACAGGUGCUGGCCCCCAGGUCACCACCCGCCCCCACCCACCACGCAACGGUCAUCGUCCCGGCCCCGCCUCCCCAUCACGUCACCGUGGUAACCAUGGGCCCUGCCUCGGUCAUCAACACAGCAUCCACGUCUCGCCAGAACCUGGACACCAUUGUGCAGGCCAUCCAGCACAUUGAGAGCAUCCAGGAGAAGGUGGGGGAGGAGGAGCAGCGGCGGGCGGUGAUCGUCACCCAGGGACGCGCCCUCACAGACACAGCGGGGUCCGACACGGCGUCCGACAGCGAGGGGCCAGAGGACUGCUCACUGCCCUGAGGCCUCCCAUCACACACAGGGGCCACGAGAGGGGGCCCUGUACAACACCCACAAUACUCUGGUUAUAUGGACAUUUAUUAGGUUGGCUAGACGGAUCAGACUCACACACACACUGAACUAGGAUAGUCUACUGUAACCGGAUACUUACACAUACACACUUCUUUCUGUCUCUCUCUUUCUUUUUUGCUUUCUUGCUUCUUCUCAAACCGGACCAAAAACAGUCAGUAGAAAGGUGAUGGGUUGACCUGACAGUUCCACAUAGCUCAAGCAGCCAGCAGCCUUCCCAUCGGUCACGACGCACCCAUCCAACCCACUCCCUCUCUGGGACCUGCUGCUCUAGAGGGAUGCAUGAGUAUGGAGGUCUCACACCCAGGUCCAGCCUGGUCCCCUGGCUCAGUCGUCCAAUGGAGACUCUUUCUCACCUUCUCCAAAACCAACCAAGCAACUUAUGCCCAGCGAGCAGGAGAGCGCGCCUGGACAGGAAAGGUGUACCCCAACCAGCAGCACAGCCAUCCCAGGCGACCCCAUACCCCCCAUACUAGAGAUAAUCUCUCCAAGAAAUCUUCUACUUCCUGUAUCCCUUCACCAUAUCUCUGCCCAGAGGGGAUCUCCCCUGAGCGAUGAGACACUGUGAGCAUUCAAAGACACAUUCUGAAUCAGAUCCAACACACCUUAGUAAGAGAAAAUGUUGUCGAUUUUCUGUUUGACUUCACAAAGAAUUUGUAAGAGUUUGCGUUAGAGGUUUUCCUUUUGAUCUUGUGUUCUCUGGUGGAUAAAUCACAGGGAUUGUACUGAAACGUGACAACACAGAAAAGGCCCCAUAUUGACACAGCUAGAGGUCGCUAUCUAGUCUCUGUUCAUUUCAGUGGUGCUGUUAGGAGACCAAGCUAAAGCUAAGCUUGCUAUGGAAAGAGGAGAAGUGCACUUACGCUUCCCUCUUUCUCUUUUUACUGGGCUGGGUUCCCAGUACACAUUUAUGUAGGCCACGCUCUCCCCUAACUACAAAAAAGUAUGUUCGUUCCCUCAGUAGUACAGCACAGAACCUGUAUCACUGAUUCACCCUUUUGUCUGUUGCUUCGGACAUUUUGGCAUCUAGCUUGUUGAAUAAGCUAAUCGAUGGGUACGUCUGAGUUUUUAAAACCUUUUCUGUGUGUUUUUGCUCUUAUACACAUAGGGUAGGCUGGUGUAUCCAGCUCCACACUGUCAUUAGGUGGGUUGUGAUCGGGGUGAGGAAAGCCCUGUAUUUUGGACAGGCCUCUGUUUGAUAUUGUAGGAGAACACACACACCCUCCUGUGCAAUUAAUGGUCCCGCAUCUUAUAAAGCUCCUCCCAUCAUCUGAUAAAGCUCCUCCCACUAUUUGUCCCUGAGUUUUGGAAACAUCUCUCUGAUGUUUGUGAGUUUAGAUCCUGAACGGCCAAUGAUAUCGAUUGACUGAGCAUUUCACUCUAUGUAUUCACUAAUAGGAACAGGCGUCCUGAGCGGGGUCAGGGCAAACACUGGUAUCACGAUACUACUCGGCAUCGUGAUACUUGGCUUGGUAUUACAUAUUUAGUCAAAUGUUGAUAUUGUGACAACUCCACUGAAAAUAGGCACAUUUUCUUGUAAUUUCCACAUAUUUUUUGCGUGUUUCCGUGCGAAAUUUUUUUGUCACCUUUUUGGGCCCUCACCAGUUAGCAUCCCUGGCUGUUGUCGGUUUUUAAUAUUGUGCUUUUGAGCGUGUAUCAUUCUCUCUGUAAAGUCUGUCUUAAUAUGAUUGUUUUGUUGUGCCUCAAAUACGGCAGUGGUUUUACAGGAACCACAGACACUUUUUCAAAGCAUUUUUUGGGAGGUCCCAGAGUUUGCCCAGGCUGACCUGAUUGAAUUGAACCAUGAUAUAUUGGAGGUUCUCCUAUCCCCUGGAGUGAGGGGUGAGUGCAGACAGACUGAUGAACAGUAAGGGUGUGUUCGAGAGACCCAGAUUCUAUGCAGAUUGUCAGAUCUUUGCAAUACCUGCAGAAAUUGUGCAGAAUAUGCCCAUCUGGAUUGCAUCCAGUAUAACACACUGCCUGGGAUGUGCGGAGAGAGAGGGGCAGUGGCUUGCCAUAACACAGCUUCUAAUGUGCAUGGUAGGCACUGUGAGGCCAGCCUUAACUCAGCCCUGGAGUCAGAGCGAGAAAGAGAGAGAGGCUGGCUACACCUAUAGGGAAAGCCUGAACACUGUUCAAUAGGAUUGAUACUGUAAACCUUUUUGUCGAGAACCUCUCAAUAUAAAUACACACAUGGCUUUAGUGUGCUGUGGAUGCAUUGUUUUUAGACAUUCCAGAAGAUUCUACCAUUACAUUUAGCAUCUUUAACUGGCACUUUUCAAGAGCAAAAGCAACUGUUUUGUCCCAGAGGUGAUUUUUGCCCACAAUACGGCCAAAAACAAAGGGAUCGAUUUUGAUGCAAAAUAAUUUGAUGGCAAAUUGGAUUGAUAUGUUGAUUGUCCCUUAUGUCUUCCCUUUGAGUGUAGAGGGAGUCCUUUACUGCUGGACAGAUGAGACGCAUCUCCCUCUUAUCCUUCCUUCUUGGUAUUUACAGUGGAUUCACACUGGCCACAUUCAAGGCCACUUCAUUGCAGCCGCCUGCCAGACCUCACAACGCCUGGAUAGGUGUUUUUGUAUCAGCUUACCACAAAAUGAUACAGCCAACUGAUGCCCGACUGGAAAGUCAAUGACGUGGCACGCAACCAUAGGUUGCUGCGUGCAGUGAGACUGCAAUAUAGUCCACCUGGAACGCGACCACUGUGUUCACCCAGGCAGAAAACAAGCUGAAUGGUUACUGCGAUACAUAUACAGUACUUUCCCUUAGCCAUGUUGAGUUCCAUUACUUUCCCUUAGCCAUGUUGAGUUCCAUUAUUUGGAAAUGGUCAGUGAUUCUUGGGGUGUGCCCUCUAUAAACCUUAUAAUCUGGAUUGGAGGGGGCAGUCCUCAAUAUUGAUUGCUGAACAAAAUGUUAUUUUGUCCGUAGAAACCUUUUCGUACCCCUUUUCAGUACCUGUGUUCAAACAUUUCCUCUGCUGAUGCCAAGCACUGUCCCAUUGAUUUUUUUGGUGUAUCUUCUAGACUAUCCGAUAUCUCUGUAAGAUACAUAACAGAUUGUCUGUGAGGAGGGCGGGGGUCAUUGAAUGGGGGGGUUACGAUUCUAAAGCACUUACUGUACUAUAUAUGGGAGAGGGUUCCUCUUAUUUUUCUUAAAGGGGGCCUCUCCUUGGCUGAAGCUCUUGAUAUGUUGUGAGACUAAAACCACACAGCUGUGUAUUUCCCCCUUUUCCUGUGUCUGACCCGGUCAUGUACCCUGGGUGUAUUCAUUAGGCACCAAACGGAAGAAAAUGGACUGAAACAGGGAGGUACUACCUGACCUUGCCCAAUAAGAAACAGUUGUUUUCGUUUUCCAUUGCUACGGUGUGCCCUAGUGAAUACGACCCCUGUCUGUCUGUCCCUCAUCUCUUUGUCUGUCUGUAGUCAACACAAGACUCUCAUCCUGUCUUCCCUCGCCCUCCUCUCCUCCCCAGCUCCUCUUUAUCUGUUGUCUUAAUUAUGUUUUGUUGGACAGUCAGUCCACACGGUCGUUGAGAAGCUAUUAUAUUUUGAGUUUUUUUUAAGAAGAAGAAACUUGUGGGCGGAUAAAGAAGAGGCUUGUGCCUUUUGUAAAGACAGAAUAAUAAAGUUUGUACUUCAUUUUUUA
This is a messenger RNA of Coregonus clupeaformis (lake whitefish), 5030 nucleotides long. Its product is annotated as transcription factor AP-4. Gene Ontology annotation, biological process: regulation of transcription by RNA polymerase II. Bases 332 to 1324 code for a protein of 330 amino acids. NCBI's taxonomy places the organism in Eukaryota, Metazoa, Chordata, Actinopteri, Salmoniformes, Salmonidae. The record is from RefSeq and is a predicted model, not a curated record. Gene Ontology annotation, cellular component: nucleus. Gene Ontology annotation, molecular function: RNA polymerase II cis-regulatory region sequence-specific DNA binding; DNA-binding transcription factor activity, RNA polymerase II-specific; protein dimerization activity. The transcript is spliced from 7 exons.